GGGCGUGUGUGUUGCUGUGAAGAGGAGUCACUCAUGUUCUGGGGCGGUGUUGAUGCUGCUGCAGUAGGAGUGUUCCACACUCAGGGCUGGAGAUGAGCGGCUCAGCGGCUGCAGAGCAGCGGCGGGGACGGUGCGAGCGUUAUAGGAAGUUCAGCAGCGCACUGUUUGAGUUUAUGUGCGUUUGAAAGACGCUGUGAAUUUACUCUGCUAGGAUGCCGCAGAGGGUGUUUGCUUUGCCGAGGCAGGAAUCACUGUUCCCCCCGGCGGUGCUUAAUCCCUUCGUGCAAGAAGUUCAGUUGACAACUGCGGAUAAAAUCAGACUCCUCUUGGUUGGGUCAGUACUGGUUCCUCUGCGAGUGCUGUGCCUUACUGUUCUCCUUGUGCUGUCCUGGCCCUUGGCAGCCAUUGCCACUCUGUGCGGUCCCACCAAAGGAACCAGCCAGCCCAUUAAAGGGUGGAGAAGGUGUCUGGGGCAUGCUGUGGUGAGCUGCGCCGGUCGAGCCUUCUUCUUCUUCAUGGGCUUCAGAGUGACAGUGAAGGGGAAGAGGGUGAGCAGUAAAGAAGCCCCCAUCCUCGCUGUGGCCCCUCAUUCCAGCUUCUUCGAUGGGAUCGUGUGUGUUAUUGCUGGGCUUCCCUCAACCGUGUCUCGUUCAGAAAAUUUAGCCACUCCCGUUUUCGGCAGGUUCCUGCGCUGUCUUCAGCCUGUGUUGGUGUCUCGUCUCGAUCCUGAUUCUCGAAAGAAUACGAUUUUAGAGAUCGAGAGACGAGCCACGUCAUGUGGGGAAUGGCCUCAGGUGUUGAUUUUUCCUGAAGGGACCUGCACAAAUCGUUCUUGUCUCAUCACUUUUAAACAAGGUGCCUUUAUACCUGGAGUACCAGUGCAGCCAGUGUUGCUCAGAUAUCCAAACAGCCACGACACAGUGACCUGGACCUGGCAAGGAUACAAAGCGAGAGAAAUCUUGUUACUGACGCUGAGCCAGUUGUAUACAAACGUGGAGGUCGAGUUUCUACCUCCACACGUUCCCACUGAAGAAGAGAAGCAGGAGCCCUACUUGUUUGCACACAGAGUCAGGGACACAAUGGCCACAGCCCUGGGUGUGCCCGUUACAGAUCACACUUACGAAGACUGCCGGCUCAUGAUUUCUGCAGGAGAGCUGACCCUGCCUAUGGAAGCAGGAUUAGUGGAAUUCACCAAGAUCAGCAGGAAGCUAAACUUGAAAUUGGAUAACAUCAAGAAAGAGCUGGAGGGCUUUGCAGCAAUCGCAAGUGAAUCUAAAGGCGGACGAAUCAGGAUUGAAGAAUUUGCCAAGUUCCUUAAGCUGCCCAUUAGUCCAGCUCUGAAUGAGCUGUUCACACUGUUCGACAGGAAUGGAGAUGGCACAAUAGACUUCAGGGAAUAUGUGAUUGGUCUAACCGUCUUGUGUAGACCUGCCAACACCAAGGGCACGAUCCAGAUGUUAUUUAAGCUCUUUGAUGUGGACGAUGAUGGGAGAAUAACACAGGAGGAGUUCACCUCCCUGCUACGCUCCUCGCUGGGGGUGCCUGACCUGGACGUCACAAAGCUCUUCCAAGACAUAGACGCAGACGGCUCGGGAAAGAUUACAUACACUGAGUUUGAAGACUUUGCUCUGAAGCACCCGGAGUACAGCAAGUUAUUUACGACUUACCUCGAGCUGCAGAGGCACCACGCACUGCACUCAGGGGACACGGACCCAGCGGCAGCACAUCCCACUAAUACAGUCAGCCCUGAAGCGGAGGACAGUGCCUCGGACAAGAAGGAAGACUGACCGUGAAGUCACUGGCUCGCACUGCAGACCAUUUCCAAUAGAACACGAGAGACUUCGAUACAGUGGCUCAUUAAGGACAGUGGAGGAUAAGUCAAUAGAAAUGUGUUCUGUCGAGAUCAGGUGAUAAAUGAUGGCAGGAUCUUGACAUUUCAAACCGUUCUGUCCCGAUCACAAGAUAAAUGAUCUCAGGGUCUACACAACACUUUUAAAAAAAAUUUUUUAAAUUCCUUCAAUUAGCCGAUGCAGUUAGAUUUUUUGGGGAUAAAAAUAAUGUAAAUACAAUGCAUAUUAUUAUUAUAUGAAUGCUGUAAUGUGCAGGAUUUUUAAGUGGCCUAAGUGUUACACUUUUAAUAAGGAGUUGAAUAAAUGUUAUUUUCUUUACAAACUUUGUUUUAUAACUGUAUUUGUAGGAAUAAGACAAUUGUGUUUAACUUGUCUGUUAUUGCAGAGCAUUGCAGAAUGUUAAACUAAUUUGCUGUGGUGUUUUCCAAGAAAAGCAUUAGCAUUGCCCACAAUUAUAGUAAGUCUCUAUGAGCUGCAGUAUAUUUGAUAGUAUUCGCUGCAGGCUUAUGUCAUUUACUUCUAUCUAACAUUAUUACCAGUCAACAACAACUUGCAUUCAUCGCACAUCAAAACAUUGGAGGUAGCUGUGCAGUGUAUUGUUUUUUAUAAAUCAAUAUUUCACUUUCCUAAAGUAUAUCUAUUGUCUCUCUCCAGAAUAUUCAAGACAUGUAAGAAAUAAACCUCUUCAUCCUAAUGUUGUUUUAGUUGGCACAACUUUCUGCAGCAAAAAUAAAUAAUUGACAUACAUCAA
This is a messenger RNA of Acipenser ruthenus (sterlet), 2601 nucleotides long. RefSeq names its product lysophosphatidylcholine acyltransferase 2-like. Bases 213 to 1787 code for a protein of 524 amino acids. Lineage: Eukaryota; Metazoa; Chordata; Actinopteri; Acipenseriformes; Acipenseridae. Gene Ontology annotation, cellular component: endoplasmic reticulum. The transcript has 14 exons. The record is from RefSeq and is a predicted model, not a curated record. Gene Ontology annotation, molecular function: calcium ion binding; 1-acylglycerophosphocholine O-acyltransferase activity.